UUGUAGAUCGUACAAUCUCGCAAGCGAUGCGUGAGUAUAAAAUUGUUGUAUUGGGAAGUGGCGGUGUUGGAAAAAGCGCCUUGACCGUGCAAUUUGUGCAAGGCAUAUUUGUGGAAAAAUAUGACCCCACCAUUGAAGACAGUUAUCGAAAGCAAGUAGAAGUUGAUGGUCAGCAAUGCAUGCUCGAAAUCUUGGAUACUGCUGGAACUGAACAAUUCACAGCUAUGCGUGACUUGUAUAUGAAAAAUGGUCAAGGAUUUAUCCUGGUUUACUCCAUUACGGCACAGACCACUUUUAGUGACCUCACAGAUCUGAGGGAACAAAUCUUGCGUGUCAAGGAUACGGAGGAAGUACCAAUGAUCCUUGUUGGAAACAAAUGUGAUCUAGAAGAUGAACGUGUUGUGGGUAAAGACCAAGGAUCUAAUUUAGCACGAUCAUUCAACAGUGCUUUCCUUGAAACUUCAGCUAAAGCAAAAAUUAAUGUUAACGAAGUUUUUUACGACCUUGUUCGUCAAAUCAAUCGUCGUCAUCCGGAAAUAAGCAGACGUCAAACGGGUUCAUCAACAUGUUGUUGCAACCUGAUGUGAUGUCCAUCUACAAAAUUGGUGCUAUUCAUUUCGAAGUAUCUUUCUGUCCGGAAUAGUCAGGGCUGUUAAAUGUGCUCCUGGAUAUGGCAUAUUAAAUCUGCUUUAUUGGUACAUGUUUGUCCGUUAUAAUUUUCUACUACUGGCGUGCCUUCGAAAUGGAUGAGUGAACCAGUCAUAUUCAUCAUAUGAAAGUAAAAUCUUCUGCAUGAAACUUUAUUACCCUAAACUUUAUUUUCUUCGGUUUUCUUAAAUGUUGCACUUCUUACUUGCGACCUUACUAGUCACAUCUUUUGUUCAAUAACUUCCCGUAAAACGGCAUGGGAGUUUGCCAGUAGUAAGAAGUGCGCAAUCAUUGAAAGAAGUGCUUAUGUUUUAUUACGCUGCCAGAUUUGAUUUUUUAUCA
Molecule: messenger RNA, 990 nt
Organism: Loa loa (African eye worm)
Lineage: Eukaryota; Metazoa; Nematoda; Chromadorea; Rhabditida; Onchocercidae
Product: Ras-like protein Rap-1b
Exons: 5
Coding region: 27-587 (186 amino acids)
Biological process (GO): Rap protein signal transduction; negative regulation of synaptic vesicle exocytosis; cellular response to cAMP
Cellular component (GO): plasma membrane
Molecular function (GO): GDP binding; GTP binding; GTPase activity
Source: RefSeq, a predicted model, not a curated record